AUGUACCAGGGCUCCAACUCCUUUCUCGGCGGAGGCAAUGGCCUUCAGCCGGGACAGCCGCAGUAUGGCGCUCCUUUCAAUCAGCAGCAACCGCAGCAGCAGCAACAGCAACAGCAGCCGGGUCCGUUUGUGCCCCAGCCGACCGGCUACGGCCAGGCUCCCCUCCAAUCGCAAUACACCGGCUAUCCAGGUCUGCAGCCCCAAGCGACGGGCGUUCCUCCCCAAAUGCCAGGCCAGCUUCAGGCACAGUAUACCGGCUUUCCCGGUCAGAUGUCGCAGCCAGGAUUCCAGCCUGCCGCGCCGCCCGUGCCUGUCAUUCCGCAGCAGUACCAGCAGCAGCAGUCCAGCCUGCAGCCGACUCUCCCGCAGCAGCCAUCGAUCAGCUACGCUCCUGCACCCCAGCAGCUCCCAGCCCAGACCGGAUUUGCCGCCCCUGCCGCGCCGAUGAAGCCGCAGCCGACAGGCUUCCAGGAGAUGGCGGCCUCGUUCCAUACCGGUGGGGGGGCUGCUUCCCGGCCGGCGACCGCGAACCGGCCAACUCCGAAGAUCCCCAACAUUCGCCUCUCCUUUAUCACGGCACAAGAUCAGGCCAAGUUCGAGACGCUCUUCAGAUCGGCCGUGGGCACGGGACAGACCACAAUGAGCGGCGAAAAGGCCCGAGACCUUUUGCUGCGGUCGCGCCUGGACGGAGACUCGCUCUCACAAGUCUGGACAUUAGCAGAUACGACGCGCUCGGGACAGCUUCACUUCCCGGAAUUUGCGCUGGCUAUGUACCUCUGUAACUUGAAGCUGACGGGCAAGACUUUGCCGGCCGCCCUUCCGGUCACCAUUAAGAAUGAGGUAUCGAGCAUGGUCGACAUUAUCAACUUUAGCAUAACAGAAGACAGUGCCGGCGGCGCUGCCAACAAUAUUCCGGCAAUACAACAUCCGCAGCCGCAGCCGUCGAGCUCUCAGCUUCUGCAGGCCUCCAUGACUGGUUACCCUGGCCAGCAGCAGCAGCAGCAGUCUGCUUUUCUAGGCCAGCCCACCGGCCUGCAGCCACAACAGACUGGAUACCCAGGGCUGCAACAAAAUCCUCAGCCAACUGGUUAUGCCGGUCCUCUGCCUCCUAUGCCGCCCAUGCCAACAGGGUACGGCGGCGCUGGUGGCAUGCUUGCUCCUCUGAAUGCGCAGCCGACGGGAAUGCCGGGCCAGUGGGGCUUGGUCAACACGCCGACAUCAGGCCUGCCAAACAUCGACGCUCUCCAGGCCCGGAUGAUGCCGCAGAUGGGCGGCAGUGCCCCGAACAACUAUACCACGGCCGGGUUGCAAGGGAACGCGCAGAUCCCUUGGGCGAUCACGAAGGGCGAGAAAACCAAGUACGACAACAUCUUCCGUGCUUGGGAUGGCAUGGGCAAGGGCUACAUUGCUGGCGGGCAGGGCAUUGAAAUCUUUGGCCAGAGCGGUCUGGAUAAGCCGGACCUGGAACGAAUCUGGACACUGGCCGACAGCGGGAACAAGGGCCGACUAAACCUGGACGAGUUCGCGGUGGCCAUGCACCUGAUCUAUCGUAAGCUCAACGGGUACCCUGUGCCAUCGCGACUGCCUCCUGAGCUGGUGCCGCCAUCGACCAGAAACUUUUCUGAGUCGCUCGAUACGCUGAAGACUCUGGUCAACCAAGAGUCGGACUAUCGGAAGAACUCUGGCGCCGCGCUGCUUCCGCAGAAGACAGGCGUCAGCUAUCUUAAAAGCCAUUCGUUCCGCGCCUCCGGGGGUGCCUUUGCGGCCAACCGGAAGGACGGUACCGUGUUCAAGAACAACGACGAGGAUGUGGGCUACCGGUCGAGUGCUCGGCGCAGAGUCGGAGGUGCCACGUCACCCCGUCCUGGCUCGCCUGCGUCGACGACAUCCAAUGACGAGAUCACGCUGGAGCAGCUGCGCAAGAGAGUGCGGGAGAAGCAGGUGCUGCUGGACGCGCUGGAUUUCAGCGACGAGAAGAACGCGGAGGAAGACGAUAUUCUCGACCGAAAAGACCGUCACGAGGCCGAUGAGCUGUACCGGCGCAUUCGAAGGCUGCAGGAAGACAUUGACAGCCACCCCAACGCGUCUCUGGUCAGCAACAGCGGUGACUCGGACGCGGAGAGGCGGACUCUUCAGCGCCAGCUGCAGGGCCUGACAGACCGGGUUCCGAGCCUGGCAUCGCAGGUGCGAAAGACGGAGAAGGAGAUUUCCGAAGCGAGACUGGAGCUGUUCCGGCUCAAGGACGCCAAGGCACAUCCUGGAAGCUCAGAGCCUGUUGUUGGCACGGGUCCUGGCGGUUCGGUGACGGAGUCAGACCGGGUCAAGGCGCGGGCGAAGGCGAUGAUGCGGCAGCGGACUGCGGCACUCCGAGGCGAGAAGAUCGAGACGGAAGACGCCGGGGAUUCGGCAAGACGCCUGGACGAGGAGAGCAUCAAAGUGCGCAACGAGAAGGAGGCCAACGAGCGGAUGGUGCAGGACGUUGAGGACAGCGUGCGCGACUUUGCCAAGGGCAUCGAGAGCAGCAUCAAGGAGACGGGGGACAGCUCGUCGUACGAGCACGAAAAGCGUCGAUGGGAAGACGCUCUGGGAGUGGAGGACGAGGUGCGCGACUUCAUCUUUGAUCUGCAGCGGUCCAGCCGGGCCAACCGGGUGCGUGCACAGGAGCGACGUCAAGAUGGCCGCACGGCCUCGGUCGAGCCGGGUGCGUCGGACUCUGCUCCAAGCUCUCGCCACGACAGUCCAGCUUCGGCUUCGCGUGCUGCGGCCCCAGCAGCAGGUGGCAAUUCCGGUGGCGGUUCUUACGCAGCGUACAAGACGCCGGAAGAGAGAGCGGCUUACAUUAAGGAGCAGGCGGCCCAACGGAUGCAGGAGCGGCUGGCGGCCAUCGGCAUUAACCGGCGAGGCGAGAACUCUGCGCAGAGGGCAGAACGGGAGAAAGCAGAGCGGGCAGAGAAAGCACGUCUGGCCGAGGAAGAAACAGCCCGCCGUGAUGCCGAGCGUAAGGCACGGCUGGCAGAGGAGCAGGGCGUGCCACCGCCAGCAGCACCGGCGCCCGCAGUCGAGAGCAAGAAGUCGCCUCCGCCACCGCCAGCUCGCGCGAUGCCAGAGAGCCCGGCCAAAGCGCCUCAACCACGGGAAAUAGCACCUGCAGAAGACGACGAGCUUACGUCAGCAGAGUCUCGACUCAAGGCGCUAGAAGAAAAGGUGCGGCUGAGCAAGCUGAAGAAGGAAGAGGAGAAGCGAAAGAAGAAGGCGGCCCAUGCGGAGGCGAAGGAGAAGGAGGCCAAGCUAGCAGCACGGCGAGCCGAGAUCGAGGCAGCACGGAAGCGCGAGGAGGAGCUACAGCGCCAACUGGAGGCCAUGGACGACAACUCGGACAACUCGGACAACUCGGACAACUCGUCAGACGACGAGGGCCCGCAGCAGGCGACACCGCAGGCAUCAACACCGACGUUGGGCGGCAGCCAGAUCAGCAACCAGGAGCCGCCGGCAGUGACAGUUGCGGCCGCUGCAGCCACGUCGCCACUCAGCGCAGAUUCCGAGGACGUGAAGCCGGAGAGCCGCAACCCGUUCUUCAAGAUGUUGUCGCAGUCGAGCAGCGACAACACGACGGCACCGGCAUCGGUAGAGGUCACGCCGGCAGUCACCAGCACUGCUUCUCCGGCGGCCAGCGCUGCCACUUCGACGAACCCGUUCCACCGCAUGACAAUCAAUCCGGUUGCUGCAGCGACUCCGGCUGCGAUUCCGGCUGCCCGGAUUACGCGCAAGCGUGCCGACACAGACGACGACGGCUGGGGCUCCGAUGCCAACGAAGAGGAAGAAGAGGACUCGGACGACGACCGGCCGGGUGGCAGAAGCGCGGCCGAGCUGGCAUCUCGGCUCUUUGGCAGCAUGGCGCCUCCACGGCCGUUGUCUGCGGCUGGUGACAAGAGAGAGACCACUCCAUCUCCGGUACCGCCCUUUGUCGCACCGACAGCCGUUCCAGCAGCACCUCCGCCACCACCGAUGCCUUCCGUUGAGUCGGCCGAGUCGGCCCCGAUGACAGCCCCUCCUCCACCUCCACCUGGCCCGGCACCAACCCUUCCUGGCUUUGGUGCUCCAGAGGCUCCGUUCGGUGCACCGCCUCCCCCGCCUCCUCCACCUCCGGGUAUGAUGGAUGCCCCCGGAGGCGCACCACCACCACCGCCACCGCCGCCACCGCCGCCGCCACCACCGCCUGCAGGCGGUCCUGCUCCUUCAGCAUCAAUCAACAGCAGUAUCUCGUCUGCCGUCUUGGGCGAGGUCAGACAGGGAAUGAAGCUGAGGAAGACGGUGACCAACGACAAGAGCGUGGCUGCUACGGCGGGCCGGGUGCUGGAUUAG
Messenger RNA from Grosmannia clavigera kw1407, 4362 nucleotides. RefSeq names its product actin cortical patch assembly protein. Lineage: Eukaryota; Fungi; Ascomycota; Sordariomycetes; Ophiostomatales; Ophiostomataceae. Gene Ontology annotation, molecular function: protein binding; calcium ion binding. Bases 1 to 4362 code for a protein of 1453 amino acids. The record is from RefSeq and is a predicted model, not a curated record. The transcript is spliced from 3 exons. Gene Ontology annotation, biological process: endocytosis; endosomal transport. Gene Ontology annotation, cellular component: cytoplasm; plasma membrane.